Messenger RNA from Cyphellophora attinorum, 501 nucleotides. RefSeq lists its product as uncharacterized. The record is from RefSeq and is a predicted model, not a curated record. NCBI's taxonomy places the organism in Eukaryota, Fungi, Ascomycota, Eurotiomycetes, Chaetothyriales, Cyphellophoraceae. The transcript has a single exon. The coding region runs from base 1 to 501 and encodes 166 amino acids.
AUGACUACUUUGCAGACGCUGACUGUACUGGCUAUAGCCCCAAUGUGCUUAGCUGGUAUACAGUAUGCCCUUCCAAUCAUCAACAGAUCGCCAUGGAGCGUCAACGUGGACAUGACAGAUGCAUACGAGUCGAAUUGCAUGAAGUCGGGUGCUACUCUCAAAUGGGUGGAGUCUUAUAUGGACAGUUGGAAGAGCAUAAGCUUGCGGAGAGACUUUGGCAGAGAAUACGCUGACUAUGAUGUCUAUCUCCAAUACUUCAAGGCCAACUACGAGCUCCCGGAUCUUGGUCAGGGCGACACUUUGCAGAAUGGUCAAGCAACAAUUGAUCCCUACGUCGCGAAUUCUGUAUCAGCGCCCUUCCUCGUCAUAGAGGGCGAGACUGAUGGUGGUCUCUUCUCUGGGUGUAUUGGCUCACACUCUUACCAGGCGUUUGGAGUUACCAUUAAUGGUACCACCACGAAAUACACCUUGAAGAUCCGCCAGAAAACCACUGGACUGUAA